Molecule: messenger RNA, 960 nt
Organism: Sorex fumeus (smoky shrew)
Lineage: Eukaryota; Metazoa; Chordata; Mammalia; Eulipotyphla; Soricidae
Product: olfactory receptor 10AC1-like
Exons: 1
Coding region: 1-960 (319 amino acids)
Biological process (GO): G protein-coupled receptor signaling pathway
Cellular component (GO): membrane
Molecular function (GO): olfactory receptor activity; G protein-coupled receptor activity
Source: RefSeq, a predicted model, not a curated record
AUGAGCCUCUGGCAUGAUCCGAACUGGACAGCCCCGCUGGAGUUCAUUAUCCUGGGCUUCUCGGACUGGCCCCCCGAGCUGCGGGUGCUGCUCUUCGCGCUCCUUCUGCCCCUGUACCUGGCAACGCUGGCAGGAAACCUGCUCAUCCUGUGGCUGGCACUGGCUGACCCGGCGCUGCACACGCCCAUGUACUUCUUCCUGGGGGCUCUGUCCACUGUGGAGGUGGCCUAUACUCUGGUGCUGACCCCGCGCAUGCUGGCCGGCUUUCUCCUGCCUCCCGGGGGCCAGGCCGUGGCCCCCACCACCUGCGCAGCCCAGAUGGGCCUCUUUGUGGCCCUGGGAGGUUCUGAGUGCCUGCUGCUAGCGGCUAUGGCGCUUGACCGCUACCUGGCCAUCUGCCGCCCCCUCUACUACCCCCAGAUUAUGACCACGGGGCUCUGCUGGCGUUUGCUGGCGGCCUGCUGUAUGGGAGGCUCGGUCCUGGCCGUGGGCCUGACCACGGUCAUCUUCCAGCUGCCCUUCUGCCAUGGGGGGCUGGUCAACCACGUGUUCUGCGACCUCCCGGCAGUGCUGCUGCUGGCGUGCGGGGACCGGGCACUGCAGGAGCAUGUGCUGUUGGCCGCCUGCCUGCUGCUGCUGGUGCUGCCGCUGGCCCUCAUCCUCCUCUCCUACACGCGGGUGCUGCUGGUCAUCAUGGGGGUGGGGGGGGCCGGCCGCCGCAAGGCCUUCAACACAGUGGCAUCGCACCUCACAGUGGCCGUACUGCACUACGGCUGUGCCACGGCCAUGUACUCCCGGCCCCUGAGCAGCCGGGACCUGGAGGAGGACAAGCUGGUGUCCCUCAUCUACAUCAACCUCACACCACUGCUCUACCCUGCCAUCUACACUCUGCGCAACCGUGACAUGCAGGGGGCGCUGUUGCGGGUGCUAGGACACAGGACCUCAGAGGAAGUCACCUAA